AUGCCUUCGAAGAAGAUCAUCAAGAAGAAGGUUGCCGCACCGCCGGCACAGCUGCGUGUUGCGGCUGCCCAGAAGGAGGUGAAGAAUCCUCUGUUUGAGAAGAGGGCAAGGAACUUCAAUAUCGGUUGUGACAUUCAGCCCAAGAGAGAUGUGACUAGAUUUGUGAGAUGGCCCAAAUAUAUCCGUUUACAACGUCAGAAAGCUGUUCUGCAAAGACGUCUGAAGAUACCACCACCUGUGAACCAAUUUAGAACAGCAGUUGAUAAACAGACAUCCUCUCAGCUGUUCAGUCUUCUAAAUAAGUAUCGUCCUGAAUCUAAGGAAAAGAAAAAGGAGCGUCUACGUGCUCGUGCGGAAGCUCGUGCUGCAGGAAAGGCUGAGGAGAUUACGAAACGUCCACCGGUUGUACGUCAUGGCGUAAACACUGUUACUCGUCUCGUUGAAACUCGAAGGGCUCAACUGGUCCUUAUAGCUCAUGAUGUUGAUCCAAUCGAAAUCGUGCUCUUCCUGCCUGCAUUGUGCCGAAAGUUCAAUGUUCCGUAUGGUAUCAUUAGAGGGAAAGCCGCGUUGGGAACCGUUGUAAGGCGCAAGACCACCUCUGCCGUUGCUAUUGUUGACGUUAAUCCUGAGGACAGAUCUGCAUUAUCAAAGCUGAUCGAGACUGUGUCGACAAACUUUAAUGAACGAGGUGAAGAAAUCAGAAAGCAUUGGGGAGGCGGGAUUAUGUCUGCUAGGUCGGAAGCCAAAAAGCUUAGACUGGAGAAAGCUAGGGCGAAAGAUCUUGGCAUCCGUGCGUAA
Angiostrongylus costaricensis is the source of this 798-nucleotide messenger RNA. NCBI's taxonomy places the organism in Eukaryota, Metazoa, Nematoda, Chromadorea, Rhabditida, Metastrongylidae. The record is from the annotation of a GenBank genome assembly.